CAUUCCAAUAAUGUGUUAGUCCAUCAGAAUACUAUUAAACUAGCAGAUUUUGGUUUAUCAAAAAGAAUUGAGGAAACAUCCAACUCUCAAUCAAAAUUAUUCGGAUUAAUUCCUUAUAUUGAUCCAAAAAGUUUUAAUAUAACAUCAUAUGUGUUAAAUGAAAAAAGUGAUGUCUAUAGCAUCGGUAUAUUAUUAUGGGAAAUAUCUAGUGGUCAACCCCCUUUUUAUGAUAUACCAUAUAAUAUUUGUUUGGCUUUAAGAAUUUUACAGGGCCUUAGAGAGACACCUAUCCCUAAAACACCCGAAGAUUAUAUAAAAAUUUAUACCGAUUGUUGGAAUAUUGAACCUGAUAAUCGACCAACUAUCAAUCAUGUUGUUGAUAAAUUAAAAGCGAUUAUAACAAAAGAAAAUAUAAUUAUAAA
Messenger RNA from Rhizophagus irregularis DAOM 181602=DAOM 197198, 422 nucleotides. RefSeq lists its product as uncharacterized. The record is from RefSeq and is a predicted model, not a curated record. Lineage: Eukaryota; Fungi; Glomeromycota; Glomeromycetes; Glomerales; Glomeraceae. Gene Ontology annotation, molecular function: protein binding; ATP binding; protein kinase activity. Gene Ontology annotation, biological process: protein phosphorylation.